Molecule: messenger RNA, 2192 nt
Organism: Uranotaenia lowii
Lineage: Eukaryota; Metazoa; Arthropoda; Insecta; Diptera; Culicidae
Product: bifunctional purine biosynthesis protein ATIC
Exons: 4
Coding region: 354-2126 (590 amino acids)
Biological process (GO): 'de novo' IMP biosynthetic process
Cellular component (GO): cytosol
Molecular function (GO): phosphoribosylaminoimidazolecarboxamide formyltransferase activity; IMP cyclohydrolase activity
Source: RefSeq, a predicted model, not a curated record
AGGAUCUUUUUCUGUGUCGCUAUUUGCGAUUAAAUUUCCUCCGUUUGAUAUCAGGCCGGCGAAUGAAACCAGUUGAUUUAGUUUGGUUGUGAGUAUAUCAAUCACCGGCAGCUGGAGGGUAUCAAAAAGCCCCUUUUACACGUGUUUAACAAAAAUUAAUUUUAUUAUUCCAAUAAACUCAAGCUUAUUCAAUUUAGCUUUAAUCGUUAUCAAUAUCGUGACUAUUUAAUUCCAGAAAGUGCCGGUUCAGCACUGUUACAAGAGUCGCAUCAUCCUUGGGCAUUAGUUCGAUUUCAAUCGUUGGACUUAUUGGUUCGCAACUGUGCGCAUUUCGCUUUUUGAACAGAUUGAAUAUGGCUAGUGGUAGAAUUGCUAUUCUAAGCGUUUCGGACAAAGGAGGUCUGCUGGAGUUUGCCAACGGUUUGAACCAGUUAGGCCUUAAGCUGGUUGCUAGCGGUGGUACUGCCAAGGCUUUGCGAGAUCACAAAUUGCCGGUGCGAGAUGUGGCCGACAUUACAGGAGCUCCGGAAAUGCUCGGUGGUCGUGUCAAAACUCUGCAUCCGGCCGUUCACGGUGGCAUCUUGGCACGGGAGACUCCCUCCGACUUGGGAGAUUUAAAAAGUCAAAAAUACGAGUUGGCUCAGAUCGUGGUGUGUAAUUUGUAUCCGUUUGGAUUAACAAUUUCCAAGCCAGACGUUACCAUUGCUGACGCUGUGGAGAACAUCGAUAUCGGUGGUGUUACAUUGUUGAGAGCAGCAGCUAAAAACCACAAACGUGUCACGGUUAUCUGCGAUCCACAGGAUUACGGUAAAGUCCUCCAGGAGAUUAAGCAGUUUGGUGAUACUACGGAAACAACUCGUCAACUUUUGGCAUUGAAAGCUUUUACUCAUACGGCAGAAUAUGAUAAUCUCAUUUCGGACUAUUUCCGCAAACAGUAUUCGGGUGGAGUUUCGCAGCUCAAUUUGCGCUAUGGUAUGAAUCCUCAUCAAAAGCCAGCACAAAUUUUCACCACCCUCGAAAAGUUGCCAUUAAAGGUUGUAAAUGCAUCACCAGGGUUCAUAAACCUCUGUGACGCUCUGAACGGUUGGCAGUUGGUACGAGAACUAAAGCGAGCUCUCGGUCUUCCUGCUGCCACUAGUUUCAAACACGUGUCUCCUGCUGGAGCUGCCGUUGGAGUUCCGUUAACUUUGGAUCAAGCGAAGCUCUGCAUGGUCGAUGACCUUUUCGAAAGUCUAACUCCAUUGGCUACGGCUUAUGCUCGAGCACGUGGGGCUGAUCGCAUGUCAUCAUUCGGAGAUUUUGUUGCAUUGUCAGACACUUGCGAUCUGGUAACCGCUAAGAUUAUUUCUCGUGAAGUGUCCGAUGGUAUCAUCGCACCGGGAUACACCGAAGAAGCUCUCGAACUGCUCAAAAAGAAAAAGAAUGGGUCGUACUGUGUACUUCAGAUAGAUCCAACCUACGAACCGAGCCCUAUCGAACGGAAGACUUUGUUCGGACUUCAAAUGGAGCAGCGCCGUAAUGAUGCUGACAUUAACAAAGCUCUAUUUACAAAUAUCGUUUCAAAGGACAAAAAUUUACCUGAUGGUGCCUUGCGCGAUUUGAUAGUCGCAACUAUUGCCUUAAAGUACACCCAAAGCAAUUCUGUUUGUUAUGCCAGAGAUGGUCAAGUCAUUGGAAUCGGAGCCGGUCAACAGUCCCGCAUACAUUGUACCCGCCUUGCUGGUGAUAAGGCAGACAACUGGUGGCUUCGUCAGCAUCCUCGUGUAACUUCCAUGCAGUUCAAAAAGGGAGUCAAACGUGCCGAAAUUUCAAAUGCCAUCGAUAACUACGUGAAUGGAACCGUUGGGAAGGACAUGCCGGUAAAGCAGUUCGAAUCGAUGUACGAGAAAAUUCCGGACUAUUUGACUGAUGCUGAUAAACUAGCGUGGGCUAAGCAACUGAGUGGCGUUUCACUCGGCUCUGAUGCGUUCUUCCCCUUCCGGGACAACGUCGACCGGGCCAGACUGAGUGGCGUUUCCUUCAUUGCCAGUCCAGCGGGCUCGACCAACGAUGCUGGUGUCAUCGAAGCUUGCAAUGAACAUGGCAUUGUGAUGGUCCAUACCAACUUGAGAUUGUUCCAUCAUUAAAUGUUUAACCCGAAAGGUUAAUUUUCCUACAAAAAUCCAUAUCAUAUUAAAAUUCCAUUCUUUAAA